AUUGUAAAGAACUGAUUAUGCAUUUAUGAUUCAAAGUAUUGUCAAUAGAAAUAGAAAUAAUAAAACAAAGAAAAGUGAUUGGUAGUUAUAUUACGAUAUCUUGCAUAUUUCCGACUUUCUGAUUGGUGCUCUUUUUUGUAUCUAUGCUUUCCGAAGAAAUCAUUGGUCGUAUAAAAAGGAACGAACGAAGCAAUACUAGAGGAAAAUUAACUAUAAUGCUAGAGGGAGCUACACGAUCUUUUUACCAAUCAGAAUGAGUUUGAUUAUUGUUGUGGGAUGUUUGAAAUAAAGCAAAAACCGUUUAACGCUACAGUUAGAAGACGAUUUACGAAAAGAGAAGGAAUAUCAACGACUGAUUCUCGCUUAAAACUUGCAUGAAUUUGCUUCAUAGAUUUCUAACAAUAUACAAUAGUUCUUGUUUAGUGAAAAGAUAGAUAUGAUAUAGAAAUAAAUAUUAUAUUUAACAAAGAUGAAUAAUGUAUUAGAUUCAAUACGACUACCAGAUAAAGAUCAUACACGUGAAGAAAUGUCGUAUUUAUUUGGCAGAGAUCCUAGUAUUUUAGCAUACGGACAAAGACCAUGUCCAUCUCAAGAAACAAAAAAAAAUCUACUUUCUGCGUAUGAAAUAGAAGAAUUUGAUUCAACUGAAAUCACACAAUCCUCACUUUCUGAUUCGCAAUCUUUAAAAACACUUAAAGUCUACUUACGCUUAAAGCCAUUUCCAAGAAAAAUCAGAUUAACACCUGAACAAGAAGAUGCUUAUAAAAUAAUUAAUUCCACUACUUUGGUAACUAAGCUACCAUAUUUAGAGAGUAACAGUAGUUUUGCAAGAACUAAAAAUAGUGAUAUAGCAUGUAGAACUUAUACCUUCACUCAAACAUUUGGACCAGAAAUAACGCAGUUACAAUUAUUUGAUCAAGUGAUUAAGCAACAAAUGGUAGAUUUCUUAGCAGGACAGAGUUGUAAUGUGAUGACUUAUGGUACAACAAACUCUGGAAAGUCACAUACAUUGCAAGGAACAAUCACAUCUCCUGGUAUCAUACCACGUGCCUUAGAAUUUGUAUUUUCUAUAAUUUCUCCAAAGUCUAUACCUUCGUAUAAACCUAUACACCAUAGCGAUGCAAUAUUUCUUAGUUCUCUUGAACGAGCUCAAGAGUUAGAAGCUAAAACUAAAUUGUUAAGUUUUAGUUCGGUAGAUAAAAAUCAAUAUAUUAAUACUUACAAGCAAAUGCAACAAAUAUUACAAGAAGAGUCACCAUUGAGAGCUAGCGAAUGCACAGAUGCUCAUUAUUCGGUAUGGGUAUCUUUUGCAGAGAUAUAUAAUGAAACUAUAUAUGAUCUAUUAACUAUUGAUUGUCAAAAAAAGAAAGUACCAUUAAAACUAGCAACUGAUAAUCAUGGAAGAGCAUUCAUCAAAGGUUUGAAUAAUGUUUAUGUUAACUCUGGUGCAGAAGCCUAUCAAGUUUUAAUGGCUGGUCAAUAUAAUUUGAAAGUUGCUGCAACAGCUUUAAAUGCAAGAAGCUCAAGAUCUCAUUGCAUAUUUACUAUCAAACUAUUGAAGUAUUAUUCUGAAAAUUUAACUGGUUCAGUAGAUUUAAGCACGUUUUCUUUUUGUGAUUUGGCUGGUUCUGAGCGUUUAAAAAAGACAUUAAAUAUUGGUGAUAGAUUAAAAGAAGCUCAAAAUAUCAAUACAAGUCUCUUGGUUCUAGGGAAAUGUUUAAAAUCAAUUUACGACUCUCAAUUAACCAAAUUAAAAACUGAACCCGUCAUUGGACCAUUCAGGGAAUCGAAAUUAACAAGAUUAUAUCAAAGAGCAUUAUCAGGGAGAGAACAUAUUGCUUUAAUUGUUAAUGUUAAUCCUUUACCAAAUCUUUAUACAGAAACACAAAAUGUAUUGAAUUUUGCAGCAAUUGCAAAGAAAAUAAUCAUAGAACCUAAAAUAAAAGAAAAAAGAAAGGCUCAUUCAAGAUUUUCUAAACUAGUUCAGAAAAGUAUGCAAAGUGUAACAAAUUGGGACGCUAUAACUUUGGAAAGUACAGAUUGGUUAAAUACAGAUGUGGAUACAGAGAUAGAGACGGAUGAAAUUAAGUUUAUUUCUUCUGAAGAAUACGAAGACUUAUUAUUAACAAAUAAACAAUUAAAGAAGGAGAUUACGAAUUUAAAAAAUAUGGCUUUAACUCGUGACUUCGAAAUUCGACAGGAAAUGGUGGACACUUAUACUGCCAUCAUAAAGAAGCUUGAGAAUGAUUGGAAGGCUCGCAUAAGAGAUGUUGAAGAACAACAAGAAGAUACUCUACAAUGGUCUAUUAAACAAGUUGAAGAAUUUUAUAAACAAAAAAUUAAGUUAAAUACUCGAAAAAGGGUACGAUCUGUAGAAGAAGAUGAUGAUGAUGAUGAUAGUAAUAAUAAAAAUUCGAAAGAUAUUAAAGAGUUAGAAUAUGAAAUUUCUCGUUUGAAUAAUAAAUUAGGAUCUAUGCAAGAUACUAUUCAUGAAUUAAAAAAAACUAAUCAAGUUUUGAAGGUAGAAAAACAUAAAACUGAAUUUGAAUUGAGUUUAACAAAGGAAGAAUUAAAAUAUACCAAAUGUUUAUUGGAUGCUGCUCAGAAAGAUCUCUGUCACGACGAAGAAACAGAACAUUAUAUAGAAGAGAUUAAAUUACAGUUGUCUGCUAAGGAAAAUCAUGUGAAGAAACUUAAAGAAUUUUUGAACGAAGCAAAAGAGGAAUAUAUUGUUAUUACAAAUGAUGCUCGAGAAAAAGAAAAUCAAAUUAAAGAACAAGAAGAAAUAAUAAUAGAAUAUGAAGACAAGAUAGACGAUAUGCAAGAACAAAUUGAUCGAACAAAUUACUGUCUUUCAGAACAAGCUAAAACGAUUGAAAAAUUAGAAGAGAAUAAUCAAACGAUGGCAGAUAAAAUAAUUCAAUUAAAAAAUAUGUUGGAGGUAAUGAAUGAAAGCAAUGAAGAUAUUUCUUGCAAGCAGGAAACUUUAAGCAAGUCAGAAAAAAAUAAAGGAAACAAUUUUUCUCCGGAUGUAAUUGUAAAAGAAGAAUUAACUGAGGAAGAUGAAACACAAUUGGAAGACAAAGUAGAUACUUCGGAUACAAAGAAAAAUAUUUCUGAAGAAAGAAUAAUAAUUGAAGAAUUAGAAAAAAAAUUAACCCCGACGAAAUGUGAAGAAUCAACAUCGAAGGAAGAUAAAAGUUGCCAAACUAUUACAUUACUCACACAAGAAGUAAUUUUACAAACUAGUAUCUUAGAAAAUGAUGUAAAAAAUAUAUCCAUUCAAACGAUUGAUGAUACGAAUUAUGAAGAAAGGGAAAAGGAAUAUAAAGAACUAAAAACGAAAUUUAACGAAAUAGAAACUGAAUACAAAGAGAAAUUAGGAAACGAUCUUAAAAUUAUAGAGGAAUUGCAAGAAAAAAUUACUAAAAUGGAUAUAGAUUUAAAUGAAAAGCAAAAAGAAAAAACUGCUCUGGAGACGUUGGUAGAAGAAAAUGUAGAACAACAGCAAGCUUUGCAAAAGAAGUUAGAAGAAUUUAAUAAAAAAGAAAAAGAUAAGGAUGAUGAAAUAUCAGCUAUUCAAAAAGAAUUAAAACGAAUGAUACAAGUUAAAGACGACGAAGAAAAAUCUAUGGAAAAAGAAUUGAAGAGUACACUUAAAAUUUUGGAUGAUACCAAGAAAGAACUGUCCUGUAAGAACAAGCAUGUGACUACUUUAGAAACACGUUUGGUUUCUUUAGAACAAAUCGUGAAAUUAUUGGAAGAUGCUCAAAAAGAGAAAGAUGAACAGUAUGUCGAAAUAGAUCAACUAAAAACAUUCAAUGAUAUGUUAAGAAAAGAUUUAGCAAAUAAGGAAUAUGAGAUGGAAGAAUUUCAAAAGAACAGGGAUAAAACUGUGGAAAAAUAUGAACUUAUGGUUAGAUCUUUACAAGAGGAAAUGGAAAAACAUAAACGCGAAGUUUCGACGUUCCAAAAAUUAUUAUUUAGACAAACAACCCCAACAUCAAGUAAGGAUGAAAUUAAGACAUUACAAUCUCGUAUUGAUUCCUUACAAAAAAUGGUAAAAGAUAAUGAAUCACAGAAACAAAAAGGAGAUGAAAGCAAUGCUGACAGUGAAACAUUGUCAGUUGAACACUCUUCGAGAAGAAGAGGCAGACCUAGGGAAACUGCAAUGGCAGUUCAAUCUGAAGUCAUUGAUAUAUCAGGUUCAGAAUCUGGUAAACGUUAUGUAAAACCUGAGCCACCGAGUAGUGAGAAGGUUGAAAAGAAGCGUGUCACGCGUAAAAAGAAAUUAUUUGUAAUGGAUGACGAAUUUAUGCAAGAUAUUGAUCCUGUUGAAAUUAAUAUUACUCCAUGCAAUCCACCAGCCCGUAGUUUGAGAAGUAGAAGAAAGUAAGUUUUGGGUAAUGUACAUAAUUGAAUAUUUAUAAAAUAUAUGACUUUUUCAAUAAUCCUUUUAAUACUAAAUAAUUUAUAAGUAUUAUUAACUCUUAAGCCACAUUUUUCGUGAUAUAUAUUUCUGUUAAUUAAAAUAAGAAUAUGCACGAGUUGUAAAUAUUGUAUAUAGGUAAUAUCAAACUAUUCAUAAUUACUGUUUUUUUUUUAUCAAUCUUUCUAAUCUAAUAGAUGCAUAUUUUUAUAUUGAAAUAUAAUUAUAGCAUAUUUAUACUAUUACAUUAGUAGGAAUGAUAUUCCAAUCGUAAUAUUAAUACAUAGGCAUUGUUUAAACAUUCCCACCAUUAUAAGAAUUUAUUUAUAUACACAUAUUUGUGUGAUCUCUCUUUCAAAAAAAAAAGUAGAAAAUAAAAUAUAGAAUAGAAAUUCUUUACUUAAAAUGAAAAUAUCUUUACAACACAAUUCUGACACAUACUUAUAGAAAAACAAAUACAAUCGUGCAAAAAAUCUGUUUUUUUUUUUUUAUCCAUUGAUAUUGUAGCCAUACGAAAUGUUUACAAAAUGAUUAUUAAAUGUUAUUUAAGUAAGUUAAAAAUUAUACAAACUUUAAGAUAAUAAUUCUUUUUCUCUCCAUAUGGAUAAUGAGUUUUUUUGAAAUUAUUUUUUUAUAUUUCAAAUUUAAUUGAAUGAAUGUAAGAAUGUACAUUAUGAUAACAUAAAAUUAACUCGUUUACAUAUUUUUACCAGUUUCGUUCGCACGAGAUUACUUAAGUGUAUGUGUUAAGGAUUUAAUAAAAA
Molecule: messenger RNA, 5193 nt
Organism: Polistes canadensis
Lineage: Eukaryota; Metazoa; Arthropoda; Insecta; Hymenoptera; Vespidae
Product: kinesin-like protein KIF20A
Exons: 15
Coding region: 470-4396 (1308 amino acids)
Biological process (GO): microtubule-based movement; mitotic spindle assembly
Cellular component (GO): spindle microtubule; nucleus
Molecular function (GO): plus-end-directed microtubule motor activity; ATP binding; microtubule binding
Source: RefSeq, a predicted model, not a curated record